ACCAAUUUCCAAUGAAGGCAGCACUUUUCCUGGGAGCAGUAGCGGUAACUUUAGCUAAUCUCCGCUGGUAAAAUCAGAUAUUUAUCGCUUAAUUCACUAUGAAUUUGUCGUUAAGUAGGAUAUCCUGCUUUUAUCUGCUACAUAUGAAAUAACUGACUAUAUUUUUAAAGAUUAAAACCAGGUAACGAUUGUUUAAAAGCGGGAUUUUAUAAUUGCGAAAUGCCUACGGAAAUUAAACAGAGGAAAAAGACGCAGUCUCAAAAGCAAAACGAUGAAAUGCCGCAAAAUUCACCUGCCACCGGUAAAGGCGAAGCACAAAAAGCGAAAACGGAAGACGGAGAGAACAGUGGAGCAAAUAAAACGUCCUCAGGUCCAGACAUUAAAGGUUUGAUGUGUUUACUGUCGCUAGUAGCAUGCGGAGUUUUGAGCUGGGUGGUGCUGCAGCAGAAUGAAAGGUUUUCUCUAAUGGAAGAAAAGUAUAAAGCUCUGCACGGGAAAACUUCCAGCCUGUUGGACAUGGAGGAAGAGAUGGUGAAAGUUUCCAAGAAGUGUGAAACCGUGCAGCAGAUGCUGGAGGGUCUCGCGGCCCAGCCGGGGAACCUGCAGCCCCGGCUGGAGGCUCUGGAGCGGGACGUCGUCCAGCUGAACGACUGGGCCGCCGGGCUGAGCGGGAAACGAGCGCAGCUCCACGGCAGCUUGACGUCGCUGAGAGACGCGGUGACGCAAAUCGAAGAGCGAACCUCGGCCAUUACAAAGGACUUCGCCAACAAGGUUUCCUCUGUCAGGACGGACGUGCGUCGGAUGGACGGUCUGCGGUCCGAGUUGGACUCCGUGUUGUCGCAGGUUGGAGAGCUGGAGGACAAAACCGGUCAGGUGGAGCGCAGCAUGGUCAAACGCAUCGGAGACGUCCUGGGCAGCAGCGUCGACCGAAUCUCCAGCCUCCGAUCUGCGUCUGAACGCAACACCAAGGCCAUCGACCAGCUCCGCAAGCGAAUCCCUGAGCUGGUCGCCGUGGACGACCAGAUAUCAGACCGCCUGCGGGAGCUGGAGAGCGGCCGCGCUCGCCUCGUACGGACGCUGACGUUCGCUGCAGACCUCAAACCAAAGGUGGCGUCCAUUAAACGAGACUUCGGAGCAUUUGAGCCGCAGGUGUCCGACCUGACGCUCAGGAUCGGGCGAUUGGCGGAGGAUCUGUCAGAAAGAGAGCGUGAGAUCGCUGAACUCCGACAGACUUUGCUGAACCUCACAGCAGUGGAGGGAGAGUUAAGUGUUACGACUAAACAGGUCAGUGAGAUAGCUGAUUUGUCUGACAUCGGAGAGAUGCAAAACCUAAAAUAGUUAUGUUUUAUAUCUGAUGAUCACCUGUCAAACUACUGCAAUAAACAUUUUUCAUAAAACAAAUCACAAACUAGCCGCUUCGCUUGUUUAAAAGCUAGCUUCUCCUGCAUCUGAUUGAACAAUAAGAAGAAAAACAUUCAUCAAAAGCAUCUCACAUUAUAUUUCUAUUAUUUCAAAUUGCAAAAACAACCUACAUAGUGGUCGAAUAAUGACCAAUAGCUAUUGGUUUGUUCAGAAAAUCCUCAUUUUGGGUUUAUAAAAUGGGGGAAAAACUGGAAUUCAGAAAAAUUCAAAUGGGAAAAACUAGAUGUGAAUAAUUUGUUGCUCUAAAUCAGUCGACUGCCGUUCUGGUCAUGCAUUUUGGGUCGUCAUCCACAGAAGCAUCCCACAGCAUGAUGCUGCACGUCACAUCCUUUUUUAGCAUUUAUUUAAGCAGACAAUUACCUAACACUUAGAUUUUGUUGGUUAAAAUACACUGAAAUCUGUGGCUGCGAAUAAAAUGUAAGAAGAGUCAAUAAGCGAUAAGCAGCGAAACUCAAGACAUAAUUUUAUAAAUUUCACUCCCUUAAAAUAAAAAUUCACGGCUUCAGGUCAAACAUUUGUUUUUUUAUUCUUCUAAAACAAACAAAGGAGUGCUUAAAAA
Poecilia reticulata (guppy) is the source of this 1981-nucleotide messenger RNA. RefSeq names its product IKBKB interacting protein (gene ikbip). The record is from RefSeq and is a predicted model, not a curated record. Lineage: Eukaryota; Metazoa; Chordata; Actinopteri; Cyprinodontiformes; Poeciliidae.